Nothoprocta perdicaria is the source of this 4516-nucleotide messenger RNA. It is a transcript of the gene ZBTB8A, whose product is annotated as zinc finger and BTB domain containing 8A. Bases 1 to 4515 code for a protein of 1504 amino acids. Gene Ontology annotation, molecular function: protein binding; RNA polymerase II cis-regulatory region sequence-specific DNA binding; DNA-binding transcription factor activity, RNA polymerase II-specific. Gene Ontology annotation, biological process: regulation of transcription by RNA polymerase II. The record is from RefSeq and is a predicted model, not a curated record. The transcript is spliced from 11 exons. Lineage: Eukaryota; Metazoa; Chordata; Aves; Tinamiformes; Tinamidae.
AUGGAGAUGCAGUCGUACUACGCGAAGCUGCUGGGCGAGCUCAACGAGCAGCGCAAGCGGGACUUCUUCUGCGACUGCAGCAUCAUCGUGGAGGGGCGCAUCUUCAAGGCGCACAAGAACAUCCUCUUCGCCAACAGCGGCUACUUCCGCGCGCUCCUCAUCCACUACAUCCAGGACAGCGGGCGCCACAGCACGGCCUCGCUCGACAUCGUCACCUCCGACGCCUUCUCCGUCAUCCUCGACUUCCUCUACUCGGGCAAGCUGGACCUGUGCGGGGAGAACGUCAUCGAGGUCAUGUCGGCGGCCAGCUACUUGCAGAUGACCGACGUGGUCAACUUCUGUAAGGCCUACAUCAGGUCCUCGCUGGAUAUCUGCCGCAAGAUCGAGCGGGAAGCCGCCUUCUACCAGGCCGACAGCGAGGGCGGCGCCGCGUCGGGCUCCAAGAGCCAGUGCUCCGCGUCCUCGCUGCGGGAGACGGAGCGGGAUUGCGAGUGCCGGCGGGAUGCGCCCUGCGGCUGCCGCCCCUUGGAGCUCGUGACGCGGGAGCCGGCGAGCAGCGGCGACGGCGUCAACUCCUCGCUGCCCAAGGAGCCCAAGGUGGAGCUGGACGCGGACGCGCGGCUGCCGCAGUAUCCGCCGCCGCUGUCCCUGGAGCACCUGGACGAGGGGCUGCCCGGCGCGCCGCCCGCGGACCUGCCCUGCAACAGCUACCACAUGAAGCAGUUCCUGGAGGCCCUGCUGCGCAGCGGCGCCGCGCAGAGGAAGGACGACGUCGUCCACCACAUCGUGCGCGGCCUCGAGGGCAGGCCCGACGACGCGGCCGCGGCCGUGAGCUCCGUCAUGGACAUGCACGGCGACUGGUACGGGGAGGACGCAGGUGAUGUGUUAGUUGUGCCAAUCAAGCUUCACAAAUGUCCAUUCUGUCCCUACACGGCUAAACAAAAAGGAAUACUAAAACGGCACAUUCGCUCUCACACAGGUGAGAGGCCCUACCCCUGUGAGACAUGUGGGAAGCGUUUCACUCGGCAGGAGCACCUCCGGAGCCACGCUUUAAGUGUGCAUCGAUCAAACAAGCCAAUUAUCUGCAAGGGCUGCAGGAGAACGUUCACAAGCAGCAUGUCGCAAGGGCUGCGACGCUUUGGCUUGUGCGAGAGCUGCAUGUGCGUGACCACCACCCACGAGGACUCCAUGCCCAUUAACCUCAGCCUAAUGGAAGCCUCCUCGGAAGGCCAGGAUAAGGGCGAUCCAGACAACGACUGGCCCAUAUAUGUGGAGUCCGGAGAGGAAAACGAUCCCGCUGAUGACGAUGAUGCCGAUGGUGACGAUAAGCAGGAAAUCCACAGGAGCUUAUCAGACCGAGAAACACUUAUAGAAACCUUCAAAAAGACAGUUCAUGUAGGGGCCAAAUUUGGAACAGAGCUCUUUGGAAAAUGCCACUAUCAUUUUGAGUGCCAAGAAUCUUUGAAUACCUACACAAAAGACUUGAAUUCUGUUUUUUAUUUUAGAGCAACUCUGCAUUUCCCCUUUUCUGGAAUGGAGAUUUCUUCUCACCAGUUUCACCUCCUGCAACAGCUAAAUGAGCAGCGCAGGCAGGACUUAUUCUGUGACUGCAGCAUCCUGGUGGAGGGCAAGGUCUUCAAAGCCCAUCGCAAUGUGCUCUUCGCCAGCAGUGGCUAUUUCAAAAUGCUCCUUUCGCAGAGCUCCAAGGAGACAAGUCAGCCAACAACGGCCACUUUCCAGGCGUUUUCUCCUGACACGUUUACAGUCAUUUUAGACUUCGUGUAUUCGGGCAAACUGUCUCUUACUGGUCAGAAUGUCAUUGAAGUCAUGUCGGCAGCCAGCUAUCUGCAGAUGACAGAUGUGAUCAGCGUGUGUAAAACGUUCAUCAAGUCCUCGCUGGACAUCAGCGAGAAGGAGAAGGAUCGCUACUUCAGCCUCUCAGACAAGGACGUGAACUCGAACGGCGUGGACCGCUCCUCCUUAUACAGUGCUGGCUGGAGGGCAGAAAGCAGCCCGCCGCAUUCUCACCUAAAUCCAGAGCAAGGGACAUGUAUGAUGGGUGGGAGCGUUUGGAGCAAUUUCAGCUACUAUCCAGCUUCUCAAAGAAACGCCCAUCUCUCCAAGCAUGAGAAUAGGCAGGAUUCCGUAAAAAAAUCCAGGCACCUGGGACUGCAGCAGCCGCCUGACAUUCCUCACUAUAAAUCAAGCAAACUCGAGGACAGAGCUUCCGAGCCGCCUGGCCACAGUGCUCAAUCUGAGGAGCAAGUUCAGAUUGAAGCAGAAGUUGAAUCUCCGCAUGUGGGAUAUCAGUAUGGCCAAGGCUCUGAUGUGAUACCGAGGAGUUUAGCUGCAUCACAGCAAGGGCAUGAAUCACCCCGUUCUUCUGGAAAAUCCAAGUCUUCAAAAGCAGACGAGCCGUAUCCGAGCAUGCCUUCCAUUCUAGGUGUCAUGGGAAGCUGGGCUGAAGAUGACCUGCCCAGGAUGAGGUUCAAGUGCCCAUUCUGUACACACGUGGUGAAAAGAAAAGCAGACCUAAAGCGUCACCUUCGCUGUCACACAGGAGAGCGCCCUUAUCCUUGUGAGGCAUGUGGAAAAAGAUUUAGCAGGCUAGAUCACCUAAGUAGCCAUUUUCGAACAAUUCAUCAGGCUUGUAAGCCUAUCUGCAGGAAGUGUAAACGCCACGUGACUGAGCUGACGGGACAAGUGGUCCAGGAGGGGACAAGACGUUACAGACUCUGCAAUGAGUGCUUGGCUGAAGCUGGCAUAGACAGUAUUCGCAUUGACUUGGACACUGAAGCACCCCUUGAAUUCCCACAAGAAGGGGAUAAGGAUUCCAGGUGGCACUAUGGGGAAGACAACAAGUCUGACGUGGAGAUUGUAGAGGAUGGCUCGACCGACUUGGUCAUUCAGCAGGUUGAUGACAGUGAAGAUGAAGCAGAGGAAAAGGAAGGCAAGACUUCCUGUUAUUGCCUCCGGGGAAUGGAGAUUUCUUCCCAUCCGUUCCACCUCCUAGAGCAGCUAAAUGAGCAGCGGAAGCAAGAUUUGUUUUGUGACUGCAAUAUCCUGGUGGAGGGCAAGGUCUUCAAAGCCCAUCGCAAUGUGCUCUUCGCCAGCAGCGGCUACUUCCAAAUGCUCCUUUCGCAGAGCUCCAAGGACACCAGCCAACCGACCACGGCCACUUUUGAGGUCUUCUCUCCAGAGACAUUUAUGGUUAUUUUGGACUUUGUAUACUCAGGCAUAUUGUCGUUAACUGGUCAAAAUGUCAUUGAAGUCAUGUCAGCUGCUAGCUAUCUGCAGAUGACAGAUAUCCUUAAUGUCUGUAAGACGUUCAUUAAAUCCUCCCUGGACAUUAAUGAGAAGGAAAAGGAUCAUUACCUUAGCCUUUCGGCCAAAGAAAGCCAUGAACCUGCUCACCCAACUCCUUAUCGGUCAAGAAGGAAAGCAAAGAGCCACCCAACACGCUGCCAUUUAAUCCCAGAUGAAAAGGCAAGUAUGGUGAAUGAAAAUUCCUGGAGUAAUUACAACAACUAUCUGUCCUCACAGAUAAGUCUUCAACGGCCAGAAAUGCAGCUAUCAAAAAGAGGCCGAAAAUUGGGCCCAGCAAGAAAGCGCCGAAAACAUCUAGGACUGUCCCAGAGCCGUGAUUUUGUGCAGUAUAAAUCAAACAGAAGUGAGCAGACUAGUGGAGGUUGUAAUGCAUCAGAUUCUAGCCACAGCUCUCGGGCAAGAGGGGAGAAUCAAAUUGAUGCUGAGAAUGAUGUUGAUCAUGAUGAUUAUGGAGAUAAUCAAGAAUCAGAAGUUAUACCAAAGAGGUGGUCUGUUGCUCAGCUAGAACAAGAACUUUCAAGAAAUUCUUCUGAGUUAAUGGAAUUAAAAGCAGAUGAGCUGUAUACGUCAAUGCCCACAAUUUUAGGUGUAAUGAGUAGUUGGAAUGAAGAUGAUCUUCCUCGAAUGCGAUUCAAGUGCCCCUUCUGCACUCACACAGUGAAACGGAGGGCAGACCUGAAGCGUCAUCUCCGGUGUCACACAGGGGAGCGACCAUAUCCAUGUGAAGCGUGUGGGAAAAGAUUCACCCGACUAGAGCAUUUACGUAACCACUUCCAAACAAUACAUCAGGCUGGCAAGCUCAUCUGCAGGAAGUGCAAACGUCACGUAACCGACCUCACGGGCUGCGUGGUUCAGCAAGGAACAAGGCGCUACAGACUGUGCCACGAGUGCCUGGCAGAAGCCAGCUCUGACAGCAUCCCUGAGGACGUGGACACAGAGCAUUCCCUCGUCCCCUCUCCAGGGAACAAACAUUCCCACUGCGCUUUGGAGGAAGAGCAGAAAUCAGAUGAAGAGACAGUGGGGGAGGAACCGUAUAAUUUGGUUAUCCAGCGUGUUGAUGAUGAUAUUUCAGAUGAGGCAGAUGACAAAGGGAAACCAAAUCUUAGGCAGAGAGCUGGGCUAAUGCAGAACUCCGGCUGCCUUCCCACUCCCCACACAGCUGCGGCUGCCUCAGGCAGGGCUGAGUAAA